CCACACCAGUCAACUUGCUUGCUGUUAAUGGCCCAGAUCCCUUAGUCCUUGCUUGAGCCAAAGACUACACUACAUCUUCGAAUUUACCCACACGGCGUGCUUGCUCGAAAGCACGUUACAUCUCUCCGAUUUUAACACUAUACUACUUUGACACUCUGCAAACAUGACUGUUUCCGGCCCUCCACAGUCGAACUCGACCAAGGACGCACAGGCGGCCCGUAAGCGCAGGAGACGGGCCCCCGCCGGGGGAGCUGCAGAUGACUGCUUUACAUGCAUCAAGAGGAACACAAAAUGCGACCGCCGGAGACCAUACUGCUCGCAAUGUCUAGAAAUAGGAAAUGAGUGCUCCGGUUACAAGACUCAGCUAACUUGGGGAGUUGGAGUGGCGAGUCGGGGCAAGCUUCGAGGUCUCUCGUUGCCUAUUGCCAAGGCGCCCCCUGUUGCGCCUGUAUCUAAGAAGUCGGUUACGCGGGCGAGAGCAAGCUCUGCUGUAACCCCGAACCAAUGGAGGGAUACGGAGGAGGCUGCGCGGAGACAACACCAACGAGAUGGAGUCGAGAUUGGCGUACAUCAUGUCACCUCCGUCCCUACCACUCCCUACGGAACAUACCCAGACUAUCCUAGAUUUUCACAGGCUGAGCCUCCUGUGACGGUAGCGCACACGACAUGGGGCAGUCUUCCAGCCUACGCCGGGCACAUGAGCCCCCAUGAGCACUCAAGAUACCAUAAGCUUAACACCACCCUGAACCACUAUCCCAUCAUGAGUGAGCCACUGUCUUCGUCAGUUGACUCCCUCAGCGAUGUGGACUACACCUUGUCCCCGAUGGCACAUACGUUCCCACGGGAAGAAGUGCCAUUCAUGCACAGUCCAACCCUCAUCUACGAGAAUUAUACCAGCCAGAGCUCCCCUGUACCGCAUAGCCCCGCUUCUGCCAUCGUGAUUGAUCAACGGGCGCCAACGUCCUGCCCGAGCCUCGUAUACGCGCCGUCAGAGCACAGCUCUAGUCUUGGCUCGCACCCCGACUCUUUCGAGCCUCAUAUGGGCUCAAGGCUGAUGUCCGACAGCGACGCGUUGAGCGUCCCGGAGAUGGAUUCGUAUAGCACCAGCCCGCACUCGACAGGGACGCCAUUCUGGGCUCCUUCGAACUCUCGAGAUGACGAUACGAGCUCUCAUUACGGAUUGGAAACCUCGAGUCUUCCACAUCCCUCCUAUGAGAACCACACGCUACAGGUUAGCCCUGAUCUCAUUAAUAAAGUGCCAUUCUUUAUGGACUACUACGAAAACAUCAUGUGCCCAUCAUUAGUGCUCAUUGAUGGGCCUAAUAACCCCUAUCGAGAUCAUAUCCUACGGCUAGCGUCGAGUAGUCGAAGCCUCCAACAUGCCAUCUGUGCCCUAUCCGCCUGUAAUCUGAGGAUGAAGAGAAGGCUAAGUCUCGGUCAACACACCAGGAACUCCCCGUUGGCGGCGACAGAAAAUGGUGGCACUGAGCAUGUCUCCGAUCCCGACGAUCGCUCCCUAUCAGAAGAACACGACCACCGCAACCUCGCCGUUUAUCUGUUAAAUGUGCAACUCAACGACCCAGCUAAAGCGUGCCAUGAUUCGGUGUUGGCCACUAUUUUGCUGCUCUGUCACUACCGAAUGGUUGAGUCUGGGGUGGCUAAAUUCCAGACUCAAUUCGCUGGGGUGAAGAAGAUUCUGUCCAUGCGAAACUCGGUUGGCUUGCAAGGUUCCCGCCAGUCUGCGUGGAUGGAAGCCAUCUUUACCUAUUUUGACUCGAUUUCCGCGAGCAUCAAUAACCGAGAAGCCCAAUUGACCACCACCUUCUUCGGGAUGUCUGCAGAAGCCAAACUAUUGCCACCCGGUGCCGAAAACAUAGUUGGCUGCGAUCGUGAGCUUUUCCAGACGAUCCAUAAACUAGGACGCCUCAAUCUGUUGUCCCAAAACCGACCAAUUCAGAGCGCGGUCGGCACACCCAGCGACCGGGGUGAAACCCCAACUACUUUUUCUCCUCUAGGCUCACCUUCGGCACAUAAUCUGAAGCAGGAGCCCGGAAGUUUCUUUGGUACAACACAUCGCUACGACGGUAAUGGAUUUGCGACCAAGUUUGACGACGAGGAAAUAUUCUCCGCUGGUCUUGGCUCACCAACCUCUGAUGACCACCGCUCCUAUUUUUGGCGAGAGUGGAAGGAAGCCCAUACAGCCCUCCAAGCUUGGGAAUUCGAUACCCAACGCCUAGUCGCUACUCUUCCCAGCUCGGCGUCUCAGAACCAGAUCCGUGAUCUCAACUUUCUAUCAGAAGCAUUCCGCUAUGCUGCCUUGUUAUAUAUCGAACGUUUAGCAUCACCGAAUAUCCCCUCCAACCACAAUAACUUCCGCAACCUCGUGAGCCAGGUGAUCUACUAUGCCACCUCGCUCGACGCCGGGAGUGGCGCCGAAAAGUUUUUGCUUUGGCCACUUUUUGUCGCAGGCAGCGAAUGUGUCAAUGAACUACAGCAGAACAUUGUGCGCAACAAGUGCCGCGACAUAAUGGCUCGCAGUGGCUAUAUGAAUAACAUGGCAGCCAUGGACGUGUUGGAGCGCGUUUGGCGCACCAACGAUGUUGCAAAGCCCGGUAGCAAGCUGGGCAUUCGGGCAGGACCAUUUAACUGGACACCAUAUAUAGGCGGUCCUGGUAUCGAGACCGAAUGGAUGAUGUUUUAGGAAACAUCUUCGUUAUUCGUUUAUCUAUUUUUUUUAAACCUCUGUUGCAGCAUUAUCUGCAAGGCGAGGCUAUCUCACAAUGUUUGACUAACAGGCGAUCA
Messenger RNA from Xylaria bambusicola, 2802 nucleotides. RefSeq names its product fungal-specific transcription factor domain-containing protein. Lineage: Eukaryota; Fungi; Ascomycota; Sordariomycetes; Xylariales; Xylariaceae. The coding region runs from base 164 to 2701 and encodes 845 amino acids. Gene Ontology annotation, biological process: regulation of DNA-templated transcription. Gene Ontology annotation, molecular function: zinc ion binding; DNA-binding transcription factor activity, RNA polymerase II-specific. The transcript is spliced from 2 exons. The record is from RefSeq and is a predicted model, not a curated record.